UUCUAGUCAUAGAGCCUUUAUUGAAAAUAUAUUAGUAGCAAGCCAAAUAAAUAAUAGAUUUGGAGGUAAACAACCUAAAAUAUAUUCUAGUCAAUUUUCUGAUAGCAUACUUCAAGAGAUAGUUUUUCUUUUAAAUCAUCAAAACAAAAAAAAAAGAGAACAACCAAAAAGAAUCAUAGAAGUAAUAACAGAAAAAGAAAUAUAG
Molecule: messenger RNA, 205 nt
Organism: Scutellospora calospora
Lineage: Eukaryota; Fungi; Glomeromycota; Glomeromycetes; Diversisporales; Gigasporaceae
Source: the annotation of a GenBank genome assembly